Molecule: messenger RNA, 1246 nt
Organism: Bombyx mandarina (wild silkworm)
Lineage: Eukaryota; Metazoa; Arthropoda; Insecta; Lepidoptera; Bombycidae
Gene: qm
Product: geranylgeranyl pyrophosphate synthase quemao
Biological process (GO): isoprenoid biosynthetic process
Molecular function (GO): prenyltransferase activity
Source: RefSeq, a predicted model, not a curated record
UUGACAGUUUUUCACGGCGAGGUAAAUAUCUUGAAGCGGAAAAUCAAUACACUGAAUAUCAUUUUUUAGUGUUAUAUAUUUUCAUCAAUAAAUCUACAACAAUGUCGCAAGCUAUCACAAGAAGUGGUGAUAAAAAUCAAGAUGAGAAAAUUCUCAUGCCUUACACGUACAUUCAGCAAGUACCAGGGAAACAGAUAAGAACGAAGCUAGCUUCCGCAUUCAACUACUGGCUCAAGAUAUCUGAAGAGAAGCUGAGACUAGUCGGUGAUAUUGUACAAAUGCUACACAAUGCCAGUUUAUUGAUCGACGACAUUCAAGACAACAGCAUCUUACGGCGCGGAAUACCGGUAGCCCACUCCAUCUAUGGUGUCGCGAGCACCAUCAACGCUGCGAACUAUGCUAUGAUCAUAGCCCUCGAGAAGACUUUGGAGCUUGGCCAUCCAUUGGCAACGACUGUGUACACCGAACAGCUGUUGGAACUGCAUCGAGGUCAGGGCAUGGAGAUUUACUGGCGGGACAACUUCCAGUGUCCCUCUGAAGACGAAUACAAACAGAUGACCAUCAAAAAAACCGGUGGACUGUUCAUGCUAGCGAUACGACUGAUGCAGUUGUUUAGCGAGAACAAAUCGGACUUCACCAAUCUGUCCGCCGUGUUGGGGUUGUAUUUCCAGAUCCGCGACGAUUACUGCAACCUGUCGAUGAGGGAGUACACAGAGAACAAGAGUUACUGCGAGGACCUCACGGAGGGGAAGUUCAGCUUCCCCAUCAUACACGCCAUCAGGAGUCAGGAGGACGACAAACAAGUCCUUCAUAUCCUCCGCCAAAGGACACGGGACGUUGAAGUGAAACGUUACUGCAUCACGCUGUUGGAGAAGUUGGGCAGCUUCCGGUACACGAGGGGGAUCCUGAACGAUCUGGACGCGCGCGCCAGGGAGGAGGUCGCCCGUCUAGGCGGCAACCCACAGCUGGAGGCGCUGCUGGACGACCUGCUAACUUGGAGACAGGAAGGCGACGACGCUAACGAUCAAAUGAACUACGUUUGAGCGCAACUAAAGAUGAGCUUAAUUUAUUAUAAAUAUAAAUUAUUCCAAAUACAAAUAGUGAGGGUAGUUGAAUUUGUUCCUUAAAUUUUAGCGAAACUUUUGCUAGUGUUAUAAACAGAAAUAUAUAUCGAGAAGUGAAAGGUUAUUUGAUUUAAGGGACAUCUUUGAAAAUUACUGGUGGUAGGACCUCUUGUGAGUCCGCG